AUCUUGAGCUACCCACUCUUUCUCUCUCUCACUUUCUCUCGCUGCAAUACUCGUUUCAAUGGAGACUCCAUCCACAACAAGAAGAAUCACAAGAUCAUUGGCUGCUUCCAACAACAUUCCAAAACAAAAGAAUGAAGAAUCGGAAAAGAGUGUAUCAAAAACAAGGCAAAGAAACAACGGGCAACAACAGCAGCAAGAUCGGUGUGCGCUGGUUGACAUAUCAAACGACUCGCCAAUUGUGGGGCUUGCAAAUGGCAACGAUCUUGAAACGCCGUUGUCGUCUAUAGCGAAGCAAAGAGUGAAGAAAACGCCGGGGUCAGGAGAGGCGUUGCUGAGGGGUCAGGUGAAGACCCUUUUGCAGAAAGUGGAAGAAGAGGCUGAAAUUUCGAAGCUUUCGAUGGAAAUUCGUCCCUUUCUUCAACUUGCCAACUCUCCAAUGUCUCUUCUUGCACCCACUCCCGCUAACACUCCCCAAAUCCCCAAUCUUCCUGCCCUCAACAAUGGUGACUCUGCGUUGACCUUGGUGUCACCACCACCUUCUUCUGUCGUCGAGGAACAACUGAUUUCUCGGGUGGUGAAUCAAAUAUUAGAAGGAAAGAAUAAUGAGAAUAAUGAAUGCGAAAAGAGUGUGAUAAGUAGGUCCCUCCUGUUGGAUUUCUCGGACAAAUCUGAGGUUUCAGAAUGCUCGUCCGAGGUGACAUAUCAGGAUGUAACACAAGGGAGUUGCGCCACCGAAGAUGAUGGAGCCUCUAUUUGGUCAAUACAAGUCAACGCAAGCACACAUGACGAAGAUGAUGAUGAUGAUGAUGAAAUGGCUGAAGGAGGGUUGUUACUGGACGAGCUUUGUGCUGGCUUGAACAACAUUAGUGUGAAUGAAAAGGGUCGUGGGAAGCACACAAGGUUUGUAUACAACAGUGAUGACGAGAUUGUGGAAGAAGUGGAAGUAAAAUGCUGCGCCGAGAGUGCUUCGUCAAACGUGUUGCAUUUGAAGGGGUUGCCAACCCCAAAAGGAAAGCACCUUCGCUUUCCUGAGGACGAAGAAGAAUAA
Abrus precatorius (Indian licorice) is the source of this 1048-nucleotide messenger RNA. RefSeq lists its product as uncharacterized. Bases 59 to 1048 code for a protein of 329 amino acids. The transcript has 4 exons. The record is from RefSeq and is a predicted model, not a curated record. NCBI's taxonomy places the organism in Eukaryota, Viridiplantae, Streptophyta, Magnoliopsida, Fabales, Fabaceae.